AUGGCACCUCAACUCAUUUACCUCAUCUUUCUAUCACUCUUUGCAGUACUUGGAUCAAGUGCUCAAAAUGAAUGCCAAGUCGAAAACUGCACGCAGUAUGGCCCUGCCAUCCGGUUCCCCUUCUGGCUUAGAGACCGCCACCAACAGCACUGUGGCUACCCUGGCUUUGAACUUCACUGCAAUCAAAACAAAGAUACGGUCUUGGAAUUACCUUUUCCGGUGAAGGCAUCAAUCAACGACUCUAACCUUCCAUUUUCGGUUCAGUUUGCCAUUGAAGAAAUCGACUACAAAAAUCAAUUCAUCGAGAUAUCUCAAAUCUUUGGCUGCAUAGGAGGAUUGCUUCCAAUCCUAAAUUUGUCCGCAUCUCCAUUCCAAUUCCAAUUCCUAUCUCCUUAUGAUAUAUAUAACUACACUUAUUUCAACUGUUCCAAAAUCAAGCGAUAUCAUUAUUACAGUCUAAACCCCGUACCCUGCCUCAGCAGUAAGGAUUAUGGUGUUUAUACAGUUGAGUCCGAUUAUCCCUUAAUUUAUUUGCCCCUACAUUCCUGCAGCAAGAUGUUUGACCUUCAUGAAUACAUACCUCGGGGUGUAUUUGAAGGCUAUAUGCUCCCUAUUACAUUGGAAUGGUCCAGACCAUCUUGUGGACAUUGCGAAUCCAUUGGCAAACAUUGUAGAAUGAAGAAUGACAGGUCAAUCUCGAAUGAUACUGAAUGCUACAGCAGCAGCAAACCAGAAGGUCCAGUGCCAAAACUAAGAGUUGCAGGUGAAGUACUUGGUCCUUUGCUUGCUGUGUUCCUUGCUAUUGCAUCAUAUUGGAUUUGUAGAUCAAUCAAACUGAAAAAAGAGACUGAAUUGAAAAUUGAGCAAUUCUUGUGGUAUCCAGUUGAGCGACCCUCGAUGAAAGUUGUAAUUCAAAUGCUUGAAUCAGAAGAAACUCCUUCCAUGCCCCGUAACCCAUUUACUUCCACGAAUGGAACGCAGAAUGCAACAAAUGCACGUGGAAGAAUAUUCAGCAGCGAACUUGAAAUCAUUUCAGAAUCCGAGUGA
This is a messenger RNA of Fraxinus pennsylvanica, 1047 nucleotides long. The record is from the annotation of a GenBank genome assembly. Lineage: Eukaryota; Viridiplantae; Streptophyta; Magnoliopsida; Lamiales; Oleaceae.